CCGCAGCAGUAUACUAUAGGCUGGAUCUGCGCGAUCCCCACCGAAAGUAUCGCGGCCUCCUGUUUUCUCGAUGAAGAGCACGAACGACCAGAUCAUGUCUCUAUCAACGACAGCAACGACUAUACUCUCGGCAAAAUGGCAGGCCACAACGUCGUGGUUGCGGUUUUGCCAGAUGGCGAGUAUGGACAAACUUCUGCCACAGGUGUGGUGAAGGACAUGCUGAACAGCUUCCCUAACAUAAGAGUCGGCCUGAUGGUCGGUAUUGCUGGAGGCGCACCGACCGCGCAAAAUGACAUCCGACUCGGUGAUGUGGUUGUGAGCUCUCCACACAACAAGACCGGCGGCGUGUACCAGUACGACUAUGGGAAGAUGAUUCAAGGCCAAGGCUUCCAACACACGGGAUUUCUCAAUCAACCUUCUACACUUGUCCGUACUACUGUCAAUGGCCUCAAGACGCAAUACAAGAUGAAAGGUCACAAGAUUAAUGAAACUAUCGACGCAGUCUUGACCGAUUAUCCAAGACUAGCUGAUGAAUUCAGUCGCCCGGGCGAAGAUAGAGACCGCCUGUAUAAGGCUGACUUUGUUCAUCCUAUCGGCCACAAAGGUGAUUGCGACAAUUGUUGUGGAGUGCUACCAGAACGAAUCGUAGAGCGACGCGCAAGAACCCAGAAGGAAGACAAUCCAGCUAUUCACCACGGCAUAAUCGCUUCAGGCAAUUGGCUUCUGAAAGACGCUAUGAUUCGAGACGCCCUCGCAGAUGAGAAAGGCGUUAUCUGCUUCGAGAUGGAGGCAGCGGGUCUGAUGAAUCACCUGCCCUUUCUGGUCAUACGGGGUAUAUGUGAUUACUCUGAUUCUCACAAGAACAAAGAGUGGCAAGGGUACGCAGCGAUGACAGCAGCGGCCUAUGCCAAGGAUCUGCUCGUUAGGAUGGUCCCAAGUCGAGUGGAGGCUGAGCAAAAGGCCGGAGAGACAUUGAAGUCUAUCGAGAAUAAUACCCUGAAGAUUAUUGAAACAGCCGAAGAUACAGCAACUUGUGUGAAUGAUCUCAAGGCCGACGCCAGAUACCACCAUAUUCAUCGCUGGCUUUCCCCUCCCGAUUACACUACCAACCAAAAUCAAGCUCUGUCUAAACGACAUGAGGGUACCGGGCAAUGGUUCGUGAAGAGUGAAGUCUUCACAGCCUUCAGGGAAGGCAAAGUGCCUUUUCUUUGGCUCAGUGGAAUCCNNCCUGGCUGCGGCAAAACUGUUCUCAGCUCUUCUAUCAUCCAAGAUUUGCAGCACACUUUAUCGGAUUCAUCAGCUGUACUUUUGUACUUCUAUUUCGACUUUACCGAAGUUCGGAAGCAGACUUUGGACAACGCCCUUCGUUCGCUUCUAUGGCAGCUAACGAAACGUACCGACAGCUCUUUCGAGGAAGUCGAACAGCUCUAUGAGUCAUGCAGUUACGGUCAAAGUCAGCCUUCCACUCAGAGCCUGAUCCGGGGGCUGGAGUCCGUACUGCAGGCCACCGGUCGUGUUAUGAUUGUCCUUGAUGCGCUAGACGAAUGUACGACAAGGCGGGAUCUGCUACGAUGGCUUACAGAAAUAGCUGCUAAAGACUCUAGCACCAUUCAGAUCAUCGCCACGAGUCGCAAAGAGUACGACAUCGAAGUUGCUUUCACAACAUGGUUGACAAAGGAUGUCAUGCUGUCGAUUCAGCAGCUUGAAGUGGACCGAGAUAUACAAGCCUAUGUGCACGCCAGGAUCCGAUCUGAUCCAGAUUUACAACGCUGGAGGGACAAACCUCUUGUGCAGAAGCAAAUCGAGUGUCAACUUGACUCACUUGCAGAUUGUUUUUACCUGCGGAAGCUCCAUGAGGUUCUAGACACGCUUCCGACUACCCUUGAUGCGACCUAUGCUCGGAUACUGGAUCAUCUCCCAUCCAUGUAUUUACAAGACACAAUGAGAUUAUUACAAGUCUUGACGUGGUCCGAGAGGCCGCUGUCUAUCGAGGAGGCUGUCGAUUAUCUGGCAGUGGAGCUCGAUAGCGAAUCUGGAUUCGACGAGGCGAACAGACUCCCGGUUCCAAAAGAGAUCAUGCGGUUCUGCUCGAGUCUAGUGACGGUGGCUCGAACCAGCGAAGAUACUGAGACGUACUUGGACGCUAUACACCCUGGGCCCUUCGCAGAAGAUCAAGUGCGAGAAGAAAUCCGACUCGCUCACUACUCCGUGAAAGAAUACCUCACCUCCGGCCGAUAUCAGAAUAAUGAAAUUCGCUUUCAACUUGGCCAGGUGACUUCUGCCACGUACAUCGCAAGUGCGUCGUUGACUUAUCUACUCCAACUCCAGACAAAUCUAUCUAGACAAGCGAUCAUCUCAAAGUUCCCGUUAGCAAUGUAUUCAGCAUUACAUUGGAUGAAGUUUGCGCGUGUUGCAAACGCCGAGAAUGACCGUUUACAAAAGCUGAUAGAAAGGCUUCUUCUGGUACCAGAGCGAUAUGGUCGUUGGCUAAGUCUUUUCAACCCGGAGCACCCCUGGUGGAAANAACCCAAAACCCCGUCCCAGUUACCACAACCGCUAUACUAUGUCUCGCUCGGUGGCUUAGAGCAUGUGGCAAAUAGACUGCUGGCAAGCGGCGCAGACAUCAACAGUGAGGGUGAUCGAUACGACAACGCUCUGCAGGCUGCUGCUGCAAACGGCCACGAGAACAUCGUGAACUUGUUGUUACAAAAAGGCGCUGAUGCCAACGCUUGCCGCGGCGAAUUUAGUACUCUUCAAGUUGCGUCCGCAGAUGGCCAUGUAAGAGUGGUACAAUUACUGUUGGCGUAUGGCGCUGAUGUCAAUUUUCAAUGUGGCCAGAUUGGCAGGGACUUCACUGUCCUGCAACUCGCCUGUUAUCAGGGACGCUUAGAGGUGGUGGAACUGUUGUUGGACAACGGUGCAGCUGUCAAUAGCCGAAAUGGGGAAUUCGGUAGCGCUCUUCAAGCCGCUUCCCUAAUCGGCUGCGACAGAAUCGUGCAGCUGCUACUAAAGCGAGGAGCAGACAUCAACGCGCCAGCGGGCUAUUUCUGUGGUGAAGCCCUUGAAGCUGCUUUUGAGAGAAAGUGGGAUGACUGCCGCUUCCAUCAAGAUCGCGAGAAUGUUGUGCUACUUUUGUUGGAGAAGUGUGAUCAUAUCGGCGCUCAGAGGUAUGGCAGGCUUCUACUCAAUGCUGCCAAAGCUGGUUUCGAGAAUGUAGUGAAAAGACUAUUUACUACUGACAUGGAAAUGGUUGCCUGUGAAGCCAGAGAAACAGGUAUCAAUGCUCUUGGUGAAGUGUACGGCAGCGCACUACAAGCAGCAUUGCACAACGGCCACGACAACGUUGUGCAGAUGCUACUCGACAGAGGUUCAGAUGCUAUCACCAAAGGUGGCAAGUACGGCAGCGCUUUUGUACAAAUGCUACUGCAAAACACACUUAAGGCUGUUGGUGGCACUGUAAAUGCUACCGCCGUCGACAUAGUUUUUCACGAGGGAUACGUUGACGUACUCGAAACUUUCCUCAAGCGUCUUUGCAAAGAGUCUGUUACUGACGAACAUGAGUGGUCACCGGAGGCUUAUCUCGUGCUGUGUAGAGGUCUUACUUCUCGGAAGCAUGCCUUGGACUCAGAUCUUGAUGUCAGUAUUCAAGCUCGUGCUGAUCACCCUAUUCCAGCAGGAUUGGAUGACUUCUACUUCGAGGUUGAGAUAGUCUGCUGUGGUCGUGACAGCUUACAAAUGGGUAGCUUUGUAGCCGUCGGUCUCUGCAAUGGAAGCUCGUCAAGGACGGGAAUGCCUGGCUGGUACGCUUUAUCGUGGGCAUACCACGGUGAUGACGGCAAGAAGUUCAGUGGGACUGGUGUAGGUGAUCAAUACAACGAGACAUAUGGCACAGGAGACACUAUCUGCUGUGGAGUUGAUUUCAACAGCAACGUUGUUACCUUCUACAAGAAUGGUAAAUCCAUGGCUUCAUCGCAAAUC
This is a messenger RNA of Aureobasidium musti, 3978 nucleotides long. Lineage: Eukaryota; Fungi; Ascomycota; Dothideomycetes; Dothideales; Saccotheciaceae. The record is from the annotation of a GenBank genome assembly.